GACUACUCUGCUUUCUGGGGCUGGGAACCAGGGGAGCUCGCAACAAGUUCAGCUGAAGACUGAAGCCAGAGCAGGAUCAGGUGGCAGCCCCAGCAGCCUCAAGGACCUCGGCAACUAUGGCCUCCUGCCCAGAUUCGGACAACACCUGGAUGCUUGCUGGCUCAGAGAGCCUGCCUGUGGAGACCCUGGGCCCCGAGUCCGGGGUGGACCUAGAACCUCAGAGAGCUCCCCAGACCCCUUGGAGCUCCUCCAAGGCAGAUGGUGAAGAACUAGCUGGGACCUUGGAUGGAGAAGAGACCCUCUGCCAGAGCGAGAGCUCCCAGUCUGGUCCCAUUCUGCCAGAGGAGACCAAGGCCAAGGGCACGCUGGAAGGUGACGGUCAUGGUGUGGAGUGCCCUGGCUCAGGAGACACAGUGGCCCAGGGAGACUUGGAGGAGACCCCAGCGGUGGCAGAACUGGGACGGGAGACACAGGACCUGGAGGAUCAGAGCUUGGAACAGAGUCUGCCCUCAUCCCCCAAAGCCGCGUGGAUCGGGGAGGAGGCCCACUGCACCAGCAGCGAGGAUGACACCGACGUGGACGUGGAGGGUCUGCGGAGACGGCGGGGCCGGGAGCCCAGCGCUCCUCAGCCUCCGCUGCCCCUGGGUGUGGGGGACGAGGCCAGAGGCCAGGGCAUAAGCGGGGAGCUGGGCCUCUCCCUCAACAUGUGCCUCCUCGGGGCCCUGGUUCUGCUGGGCCUAGGGGUCCUCCUCUUCUCUGGUGGCCUCUCAGAGUGGGAGAGCGGGCCUGCAGAGGAAGUGGAGCUUCAGGUCUUUCCAGAUGCCCCAGUGGACUCCGAGACGCCAGAUGCUGUGGGGGAGGGGCAGGAUGGGCUGGAGCAGCAGCUGCAGGCCUCAGUGCUCCCGGACAGUGUCCCCAGCCUGCAGAACAUGGCCCUUCUGCUGGACAAGCUGGCCAAGGAGAACCAGGAUAUCCGCCUGCUGCAGGCCCAGCUUCAGGCCCAGAAGGAAGAGCUUCGGAGCCUGAUGCACCAGCCCAAAGGGCUAGAAGAGGAAAAUGCCCAGCUCCGAGGGGCCCUGCAGCAGGGCAAGGCCUUCCAGAGGGCCCUGGAGUCAGAGCUGCAGCAGCUGCGGGCCCGCCUGCAGGGGCUAGAGGCUGACUGCGUCCGGGGGACCGAUGGGGUGUGCCUCAGCUGGGGCAGAGGCCCACAAGGUGGCAAGGUCUCCAAGGAGCAAGGCCCUUGGGGGCGGGACACUGGCUUCCUAGAGCAGAAAGAACAGCUGGAGGCUGAGGCCCAGGCAUUAAGGCAAGAGUUGGAGAGGCAGCGGCGGCUCCUGGGGUCUGUGCAGCAGGACCUGGAGCGGAGCUUGAGGGAUGCAGGCCAGGGGGACCCAGCUCACCCUGGCCUUGCUGAGCUGGGCCACAGGCUGGCCCAGAAGCUGCAGGGCCUGGGGAACUGGGGCCAGGACACUGGGGUCCCUGCCAAUACCUCAGAAACCUGGCAUCAGGAGCCACGCUUCCAGGGUUCCAGAGAGGGGAGUGGAAAGGAAAAGUGGCGGGACGGGCAGCAGGACCGGAAGGCUGGGCACUGGAAGCAUAAAAAGGAGGAAUCUGGCUGGGAAAGGAAGAAGAGCUGGAGGGGUGAGGAGGACGUGCAGCUGGCAGGGAGAUGGAAGGAGGGCAAGCCAAGGGCAGAGGAGUCGGGCAAGAAGGAUGGUAAGCAACAGAGUCCCAAGGAGCCCCCCAGGAAAAGUGGGAACCUCCACUCCUCUGGAGAAAAGCAGAAGCACCCUCAGCGGAAGGAAGGGGCUAAAGACAGACGUGACCCCCAGCCAUUGUGGGCGGAGCUAUUGAGGCACAAGUACCGGGCACCCCAGGGCUGCUCCGGCGUGCACGAGUGUGCCCGACAGGAGGGUCUGGCCUUGUUUGGCAUUGAGCUAGCCCCAGUGCGGCAGCAGGAGAUGGCCUCUCUGCUGAGGACAUACCUGGCGCGGCUGCCCUGGGCCAGGCAACUGACCGAGGAGCUACCCCUCUCGCCAGCUUACUUUGGUGAGGAUGGCAUCUUCCGCCACGACCGCCUCCGCUUUCGGGACUUUGUGGAUGCCUUGGAGGACAGCCUAGAGGAGGUGGCGGCGAGACAGACAGGUGAUGACGAUGAGGUGGAUGAUUUUGAGGACUUCAUCUUCAGCCACUUCUUUGGAGACAAAGCACUGAAGAAGAGGUCCGGGAAGAAAGACAAACACUGGCGGAGCCCCAGAGUCGUUGGGCCCAGGGAGGAGCGCAGCCACCACCGCAAGGGCUGAGGCCUGUUGUUCUCCGACCCCUGGGGACUGCUAAAAACUGCCAUUUCUCCUGGCUUGGUUGGUGUCCUUGAAUGUCCUUCACAGAGGAGAGUGAAAUCACCCAGCCCUGCACUGAUGCCACUUUCUCUAGAAAAAGGCCGUAGCUGGGCCUGCCUUGCUGUCUGCGGAAAUGUACACGCGUGUCCAGGGCCCUGGGCUGGGCCCCUUGGCAGUCCAAUUAGGUCAUGCCGAAUGUGAAAGGGGAUGGGGGAGAAGCUUGUUUUAUGGGGAGAUGGAAUGGGCUGGGGUGGGGGGUGGCGUUCUGAUUCUGAAACCAAAGACCUUCCCACCUCUUGUGUGUGCUGCCCCAGAGUGGGCCCCGGUCCCCACCCCCUGACCCCGUGCCCUCUGGGGCUCGGGAGCUGCUGGCUGGAGGCCCAGAAUCAGGGCUUCCCUUGGGGCUUUAUUACAGUUGGAAGCAGCUCUCCCCAGGGGGUGAAGUCCCCUUCUUACACUGGCUUCUCACUUGGCCUCACCUCCCCGUUGGAACUGUGAACUCAGACCCCAGUCGAGAGCUUUUGGAGCUGUGAAUUGGCCGGGUCUGUCACCUGGGGUGGUUUCCAAGGGCAGGGAGACACUCUUCCACCACCUUGUAGGCACUGGUACUUCCCUCCUCCCAUACACCCAUUUCCCCUCUCUGCACCCUCCCGACAGUUCAGGCCCUCUGGGCUGGAACACCUCGUCUGCUUACAGGGGCUGGAGCACCCCAUUCGCUUACAGCGGACUUGCCUGCACCCUUGCAAGAUGUAGAAAACGAACGUGGGUUUUGGCAUCCGAGCCCUGGGCUCAAAUCCAGGCUGAGUAAUCUUGGGCAAGUUAAUUUCCAGGAACCUUGUGUUUCUUAUCCUCAUAAAAGGGGAUUGAAGGGCUUGGGGAGACAUUAAAUAAAGCAAUAUAAGCAAAA
This is a messenger RNA of Phyllostomus hastatus (greater spear-nosed bat), 3246 nucleotides long. RefSeq names its product PBX homeobox interacting protein 1 (gene PBXIP1). Bases 117 to 2303 code for a protein of 728 amino acids. The record is from RefSeq and is a predicted model, not a curated record. The transcript has 11 exons. NCBI's taxonomy places the organism in Eukaryota, Metazoa, Chordata, Mammalia, Chiroptera, Phyllostomidae.